Panicum virgatum (switchgrass) is the source of this 2416-nucleotide messenger RNA. Its product is annotated as protein IQ-DOMAIN 1-like. Bases 605 to 2152 code for a protein of 515 amino acids. The transcript is spliced from 5 exons. The record is from RefSeq and is a predicted model, not a curated record. Gene Ontology annotation, molecular function: protein binding. NCBI's taxonomy places the organism in Eukaryota, Viridiplantae, Streptophyta, Magnoliopsida, Poales, Poaceae.
GCCAGCUAAACGAUCGAUGGAGUUCAAAUGUCGAAGGGUAGGAAGCGCCACACGAAGCUUGCUUGUUGUGCAAAACAGACGCCUUUCUUUUGUAAGGAAGUUGCCAUUUAUGGCGAAGAAUUGUGCGUUGGCGAAUGUUUUGUGUUCAUCCUCUGCUUUUAAGCCUGUGGCCUGUGGGCUCAAUUCAGUGGCGUCUGUUUUUUCUUCUUGAUUCAGUCAAGGCUUUGGUGUGCUGGUAUUGGGAUCCCGUUGUUAUCCUGCUAGUUCGUGGUGAAUAUCGGAUUUUUUUUUCUUUUUGUUCGUUUGACAUCUGAGCAGCUUGAAGCUAAUUUUGUCGUUGAUUUGUGGUUGAACCUCUCUCAUUUAGCAUCUUUUGGUAAUAUGAGUUUUUGUUGAAUUUUACUCCUGAUGCAUGAAUUAUGGUACAGCGAGUACAAGAGCACUAAGUAGAACUUCUGUUUAGUAUUUUACUACUGAUCUAGCCGUGUGCUCGAUCAUGUUUUGGUUUCUGUUCCAAAGAUUAGAUUCCGCUGGCCAAGUAUUCUAGUUUCCAACUUAUUUUUUAGUAGAGUUAAUCUUAUUGAACAUUUGAUAUGUUCUGUACAUGCAGGCUUGCAGCCGAGACAUUGAAGACACAGUAAUAGAACACAAAAGAAUGGGUAAGAAGGGAAAGUGGUUUAGUGCUGUGAAGAAAGUCUUCGGCUCCUCCGAUCCUGAUGGAAAGCAAGCAAAGGCUGAGAAGGCGGACAAGUCAAAAUCCAGUAGGAGAUGGCCAUUUGGAAAGUCGAGGCACUCUGAUCCUUCUGCCUCAACGGUGUCAGGGACUGCUCCAGUAGCUCCUUUGCCGCCGCCGCCACCAAUACAACUUACUCAGCCACACUCUCAGGAGAUUAAAGAUGUCAAGCCAGUUGAAACAGACAGUGAGCAGAACAAGCAUGCAUACUCUGUUGCCCUUGCAUCUGCUGUUGCUGCUGAAGCUGCAGCAGUUGCUGCCCAGGCCGCUGCUGAGGUUGUCCGCCUCACAGCAGUUACUACGGCAGCACCAAAAAUGCCUGUUACUUCAAGGGAAGAACUUGCGGCCAUCAAGAUUCAGACCGCCUUCAGAGGUUAUCUGGCAAGGAGAGCAUUGCGCGCACUAAGAGGGCUAGUUAGAUUGAAGUCACUUGUUGAUGGACAUGCCGUCAAGCGCCAAACUGCUCAUACUUUGCAUUGCACACAAACGAUGACAAGAGUUCAAGCUCAAAUCUACUCUAGAAGGGUGAAAUUGGAGGAGGAAAAACAGGCUCUUCAAAGGCAGCUCCAAUUGAAACAUCAAAGGGAACUUGAGAAAAUGAAGAUUGAUGAAGACUGGGAUCACAGCCAUCAAUCCAAAGAACAAAUUGAGGCCAGCCUAGUUAUGAAACAAGAAGCUGCGCUAAGACGAGAAAGAGCACUCGCAUAUGCUUUUUCUCAUCAGUGGAGAAAUUCUGGUCGAACUAUAACCCCAACUUUCACAGAACCUGGUAAUCCUAACUGGGGCUGGAGCUGGAUGGAACGCUGGAUGACAGCAAGACCUUGGGAGAGCCGAUUGGCAGCAUCAGACAAGGAUCCUAAAGAGCGUUCUCUGACAAAGAAUUCCAGCACCAGUGCUGUUCGAAUGUCUGUACCCCGUGCCAUCUCAAUCCAGAGGCCAGCAACACCAAACAAGUCAAGCCGUCCACCAAGCCGGCAAUCACCUUCAACACCGCCAUCGAAGGCACCAUCUACCUCAGGAAAGACCAGGCCGGCAAGUCCAAGGAGCAGCUGGCUGUACAAGGAAGAUGACCUGAGGAGCAUCACAAGCAUACGCUCUGAACGCCCAAGGAGGCAGAGCAUAGGUGGAGGCUCGGUCCGGGAUGAUGCAAGCCUGACUAGCACACCACCUCUCCCCAGUUAUAUGCAGUCGACAGAGUCUGCGAGAGCAAAGUCUCGAUACCGCAGCUUAUUGACUGAGAAACUUGAGCUUUCAGAGAGGGCACCUCUGGCCCAUUCAGUUGUUAAGAAGCGCCUCUCCUUCCCAGUCAUUGACAAACCGAGCGGUCCACCGGCAGAUAAGCCAAAGGAAAGGGUGAGACGCCAUUCAGACCCUCCGAAAGUCGAUCCGGCAACACUGAAGGAUGCUCCUGUUGCCUGAUCAGGCCCUUGUGAUUGUUAGGUUUCAUGCUGUUUUAACUCCAUGAUGAAAUUUCUAAGAUUGUUUUCUCUGUGUAAUGUAUGAUCUGUCCGGGUUGAUUUGAGAAUUGAGACAAUUCUAACUGUGUUUGCAGACAUGGUUUUCUCCCUGUAGAUUGACACGUGUGAUGCUAACAGUGUGUGCUGUUGGCUUUCAAUGUACCAUAUAACGGUUUUUGACAGACUUUCUUAACGUGUGAAAACUGCAAUAUUUAGCCAUUCCAAA